Molecule: messenger RNA, 946 nt
Organism: Baudoinia panamericana UAMH 10762
Lineage: Eukaryota; Fungi; Ascomycota; Dothideomycetes; Mycosphaerellales; Teratosphaeriaceae
Exons: 4
Coding region: 160-738 (192 amino acids)
Biological process (GO): small GTPase-mediated signal transduction
Molecular function (GO): GTP binding; GTPase activity
Source: RefSeq, a predicted model, not a curated record
GCCGAGGACAAUGGUGGUCGCUACGAUAAAGUAUGGAAUCCCGAUCCUCAUCCUCGAACCCUCUCUGCUUACCGCAGAACCUCUUCUUGCCUAAAACUGGCCUGUUGCGCACACCUUCUGUUCUGAGCGUCAAAGCAAAACUGUUCGACAGCAGUCACGAUGUGUGUGGUCGUCGGUGACGGUGCCGUCGGUAAGACAUGUCUACUGAUCAGCUACACGACGAACAAAUUCCCAUCGGAGUACGUGCCGACGGUCUUUGACAAUUAUGCCGUCACUGUCAUGAUCGGUGACGAGCCUUACACGCUGGGCCUUUUCGAUACCGCCGGACAAGAGGACUAUGACCGCCUUCGUCCGCUCUCGUACCCGCAAACCGACGUCUUUCUUGUGUGCUUCUCAGUCACCUCACCAGCGUCCUUCGAGAACGUCAGAGAGAAGUGGUUUCCCGAAGUGCACCAUCAUUGUCCUGGCGUUCCAUGCCUCAUCGUGGGCACACAGACAGAUUUGCGAGACGAUCCACAGGUGCGCGAUAAGCUCGCGAAGCAGAAGAUGCAGCCAGUUCGGAGGGAAGACGGUGAACGGAUGGCGAAGGACCUGGGUGCGGUUAAGUAUGUCGAGUGCUCAGCUUUGACGCAGUACAAGCUCAAGGAUGUGUUCGACGAAGCUAUCGUUGCGGCGCUGGAACCGCCAGUAGCGAAGACAGGAAAGAAGCGGAAAGGCAAGGGCUGCGUCGUGCUAUAACCGAUCUUACGUCGCAUGAAUAUCAGUUCUUCUUCGUAGAUGUACUUCCGACGGCAAGGCGUGCGGCGUUCAACGGUGCGGAUGGGGGACACGGAUGGCGCUCGUAGCCUGUGAUAGUAGCUCGGCCUGUAUGUGCAUGCUCACCCACCCUCUAUGUGCUAAUCGACCGAACGUGCAUGUUUGAAGCGUUAAGCUUGGAAAUCUGGGA